Molecule: messenger RNA, 1365 nt
Organism: Acytostelium subglobosum LB1
Lineage: Eukaryota; Evosea; Eumycetozoa; Acytosteliales; Acytosteliaceae
Exons: 1
Biological process (GO): mRNA cis splicing, via spliceosome
Cellular component (GO): U1 snRNP; U2-type prespliceosome
Molecular function (GO): protein binding; RNA binding
Source: RefSeq, a predicted model, not a curated record
AUGGCACAGGAUGAUAGUAGUGAAUGGGAACAAUCAGUUACAGAGGAUGGAAAGAAGUACUAUUAUAAUAGGAUAACACGUCAAUCAUUAUGGACAUUGCCAACUUCUAGUGUUGAUGUUGGAAAAGGUGCUGUCUCUGAUGAUUCUAAUGAUGAUGAUGUGUCAUCAUUGCCAACAGACUGGAUAGAGCACAUUGAUCCCAGCACAGGUAAACGAUACUACUACAACAAAGAGACCAACCAAACAACAUGGGAGAGACCAUCAUCAUCUUCUCGAGAAGACAUAGACGACACAAACACAAACAACAAAGACAAAGACAAAGACAAGGACACAGAAGACACAAGAUGGAUGGAUGACCCAAAGAUCAAGUUCAAGACAAUGUUAAAGGAACUCAAUGUUACAAAGGAGAUGACGUUCGAGAUGUUACAACCAUUCAUUAUUAAGGAUAUACGUUAUCAGGUGUUGCCGACGUUGGAAGAGAGACGAAUGGUCUUCCAGGAGUAUGUUGACGAGUUGCAGAGUUUGGCAGAUGGCCAGAGGUCUGCAGUGGACAAGGCAAUACGCAUGAGAUUCAUGGACAUGUUGGACGAGUGCCAUGAGUCAAUCAACCGAGAUAUGCCAUGGGAGCGCGUGCAGCUCUACUUUGGCGGCGACGAUGUGUGGGAGAGCAUCGAGGAGGAGAGCGAGCGACAACGACUCUUCCAACUGCACUUCAGGAGACAUGACCAGGCCGCAAGGGACCGAGCCGAGCAGACCAAGAAUCAAAGGUUGGACAAGAUACUAUGCAUGUUCCAAGCGGACCCGAGCAUUGACGCCUCAUCGCAAUGGAGACAAGUCAAGGAUCACUAUGAGCACGACCCAAUCAUACAACAAGCUGACAUGUUUGAUGUGUUGGACUUGUUUGGACGUCAUAUCACCUCUUUACAACUUCGCGAGGAAGCCAACGUGCGGAGACGACGCGACGAGCAAAAGCAACGGGAGAGAGCUGAUCGCGAUGCAUUCAGGGCAUUCCUCAAUGAGUGUGGACAGGGUGGGCAACUGAAUGCCGGCACCAAAUGGCGACACUUUUCCAAGCAGUAUGCAUCACAUCCUGCACUGGCUGCAUUGAAAUCAGAGAUUGCCGAAGAGAUAUUCGAAGACUAUCGAGAGGAACUUGAAGAGCGAUAUUCAAAGGAUUUCAAAUUGUUAAAGUCCAUUGUCAAGCAAGUCAACUUCAAUCUACAACAACCUAUUGAUGGCCAGCACACAACAACAACAACAACAUUGGAUAACAUGAUACAAAUUAUAUCCAAACAUGAUGACUUUAACAAAGUGUUAUCAUCCAACAUUCCUCCAUUCUUUAGAUAUGUAAGUUUAUCCAUUAUC